Esox lucius (northern pike) is the source of this 1151-nucleotide messenger RNA. RefSeq names its product retinol-binding protein 1-like. The record is from RefSeq and is a predicted model, not a curated record. Gene Ontology annotation, molecular function: fatty acid binding. Gene Ontology annotation, biological process: fatty acid transport. Gene Ontology annotation, cellular component: nucleus; cytosol. The transcript is spliced from 4 exons. The coding region runs from base 204 to 608 and encodes 134 amino acids. Lineage: Eukaryota; Metazoa; Chordata; Actinopteri; Esociformes; Esocidae.
CUCGCAUGUACUGGCUGUGAGGGGUGAAAUGGCCUGGCGAAUCAGCGACGGAGAAAAGGAUGAGGGAGACUUCAAAUAUUUAUUUUUUAUUUACUAAUAAGAUAAGUAAUCCGAUUAAAGUGUGUAUGGUUAAAUGGGAGUUGUGUACAGACGCCCGGCAUUCAAUUGCAAGUAAACAUAUCGGAUCCUGAAACAUAGCCGAGAUGCCAGUUGAUCUGAAUGGGUAUUGGAAAAUGAUCUCCAAUGACAACUUUGAGGAGUACAUGAAAGCCCUCGAUGUAAAUGUUGCCAUUAGAAAAAUUGCCAACUUGUUGAAGCUCGACAAGGACAUCAUUCUCGAUGGCGACCACGUGAUCAUUAAGACAAUCAGUACAUUCAAGAACUACAACAUGGAUUUUUAUAUUGGGAAGGAGUUUGAGGAGGACCUGUCUGGCGUCGAUGACCGAAAAUGCAUGACCACUGUCUCCUGGGAUGGGGACAAGCUGGUGUGUGUCCAGAAGGGAGAGAAGGAGGGCCGAGGCUGGACCCACUGGGUGGAGGGAGACCAGCUUCAUCUGGAGCUGAGGGUUUGUGGGGUCGUUUGCAAGCAGGUCUUUCAGAAAAUCUAAACAAACAGUGGUACAACAGAAGGACACAGACACCACCCAUGACUGUAAAGGAGAACUGCCAAAUUCACUCAUCCAUCCGUUCAUCCAUCCAUUUAGUCAACCAGCUUUCCUGAAGUCCAUCCAACCUUUCAGAUGUAUUUCCACCCAGACUGCUGCCUUUCUUCACCAAAGUCAGAGUGUCCCCAACAGGGCUGAUGGACAACUAAGGGAAAUGACUGGGUCCAUCACCACUGAUCAGAAUGUUGUAGGUUCUCAUUUACUUUGUAGGAAGUUGUGGUAGGUGUUUUCCGAUUUAGUGCCUGAAAAUAUCUGAUGCUGGACUUAUCAUAACUGGAGGUGAACUUGACCGGCAGGAAGGAAGACUUUAAGCCCACUAACUUCUGGCCCCAGUGAGACGCAACAUGAGAGAAACUGUGAAAUUAUUCAUACUAACAAAUUGUGAUGCUAAGCUGUGGGGUUUUUUUUCAGGAUGCGUAAAGGAAUGGAAAAUAAAUGUGUGUUUAAAAGGAUAUAUUAAAAUACAUACUGUACAUAGAUGUAAAA